Rhizophagus irregularis DAOM 181602=DAOM 197198 is the source of this 843-nucleotide messenger RNA. The record is from RefSeq and is a predicted model, not a curated record. Lineage: Eukaryota; Fungi; Glomeromycota; Glomeromycetes; Glomerales; Glomeraceae.
AUGCAAUCCACUGAUUCAUUGAGAGAAUUAAAUGCCAAGCUCUUAGCCGAGAUUGCCGAACUUAGGAAGGAGAAUGCUGAGAUUUCCGAACUUAGAGAGAAGUUGCUAAAAUUUGCUGAGGUUGAGGUUGAGAAUGUAAGGCUGAAGCAAAUUAUUGAAAAGAAUGCAAGGCGUGAUGCUGAGAAUGUUGAACUCAAGUCUAGAGUCAGAGAGCUUGAAGCUAGACUUGCAUUAUUAGAACAGGGUUCAGCAGUGGAUAAGAUGGUGUUGUCAUUUGGACGAGCACCUAGUGAUCUUGAUGGUAAUGAUGAGGAAGUGGUCAAUUUCUUGGAUGAGGCAUAUAAGAAAAGCAUUAGUAAUGAGAUUAGAGAGAGGAGGCGGGAAAAGAAGCAGAAAGAUCAAGAGGCACUCGUAAUUUCUCAGAACGUGACUAAAAUCCCUGAGGUUACGGACAUGUUAACUUCAGAGCAAGAUGAGCAAGACUUAUCACAAUCUUAUGAGGCUAGUUCUGAGAGCAUAAGAUCCGCAUUUUGCAUCUUAUCAAAGCAACCGCAAGUUAAUGCAUCCAAAUUAACAUGUAAUCUUGAAAACCGUGAAGAUUCUUCACGAUCAGAGUUAUGUGACAUGGAGAAACUUAAAUCCGAUUUGCAUAAUGAAGUUAUUGCCAAGUUGGAUAAAAAUAUAAUUGUGGAACAGGAGUUAAAGCAACAGUUAUUAACACCUGCACAUACAUCUACAUCAGAUCAAACUUUAGAAGAACAGGAUCCAUCUUCAGAUACCGCACAAAAUAUAGUUUGCAUGUUCAGGAAAGCUAAUAAGCUUGGUCAAGAAGCAAUUUUAUNA